This is a messenger RNA of Austrofundulus limnaeus, 526 nucleotides long. It is a transcript of the gene cdkn2c, whose product is annotated as cyclin-dependent kinase inhibitor 2C (p18, inhibits CDK4). The record is from RefSeq and is a predicted model, not a curated record. Gene Ontology annotation, cellular component: nucleus. Lineage: Eukaryota; Metazoa; Chordata; Actinopteri; Cyprinodontiformes; Rivulidae. The transcript is spliced from 2 exons. The coding region runs from base 13 to 522 and encodes 169 amino acids. Gene Ontology annotation, molecular function: protein binding.
UUUUUACCAAUAAUGAAUUCAAAGGUAGAGUCACUUUGCAAUGCUUCAGCUAGAGGAGACAUGGAGAGCUGUUUGCAUUUACUGCAUGAAGGAGCUGCCAUCAAUGGACAAAAUCAAUACAGAAGAACUCCUUUACAGGUGGUGAAGCUGGGGCACACCCGGCUCGUCCGGACGCUCCUCGCGGCCGGAGCGAACCCCAACGAGCGCGACCCGCUCCUCAGACUGACCGUGACGCACGACGCGGCGCGCGAGGGCUUCGUGGAAACGGUGCGCGCGCUGAUUGAGUACGGGGCUGACGUCAACCUGGCGGACGACAACGGGAACCUGCCGCUGCACCUGGCCGAGAAGGAGGGGCACGUGGAGGUGGUCCAGCUGCUGGAACGAGCCGCGAGGGCCCGCGAGGCCCUAACCGAGCCCGGCAGCGAGGUGGGCCACGAGGCCGCUGAAUGGCCUGCAUCAAAGAAUACUGGCACUCUUGACUUGUGUAAGGCCCUAAAUAAACAUCCUAAAAUGGUUUUGUGAACAA